AUGCAUUCUUCUUGGGUUCUUUUGUUAGCUUUUCUUCCUGUUUUUAUAACUUUUUCGUGGCCAGCUUCUGCAGAAGUGGCUAGCCAGAAUUUUGUUCAAUGUCUUUCUCGUUCUUCUCUAAACCCGGAUACAACUUCUAGUGUCACAUUCACCCCGAGUAACUCUUCCUUUACGUCGAUUCUAAAUGCCCGAAUAGACAACUUGUUGUUCGCCACACCAGCAACACCGAAACCUCAAGUCAUUGUCACACCCGCUCAAGAAUCGCAGAUCCAAGCUGCGAUUCUGUGCGCACGUAAAAACGCCUUGUCGAUCAGGUUCCGAGGAGGCGGUCAUGACUUCGAGGGCCAAUCAUAUCGAGCAACAGAGCCUUUCGUGUUGCUCGAUAUGAUUAAUUUUCGACAAGUGAAUAUCGACUUAACAAGUUCAACCGCGUGGGUUGGCGCGGGCCUAACACUAGGCGAACUUUACUACCGAAUUUCGGAGAAGAGUUCGACACUCGGAUUUCCUGCUGGCCUUUGGUCUACAGUUGGCGUCAGCGGAUUUCUCGGAGGAGGAGGCUACGGCAUGAUGAAACGAAAGUAUGGUCUUGCUGCGGAUAACACGCUUGAUGCUCGUUUCAUCGAUGUAAAUGGCCAAAUUCACAAUAGGAAAUCGAUGGGAGAAGAUUUGUUUUGGGCUAUUCGGGGAGGUGGAGUGUCUAGUUUCGGAAUUGUUGUUUCCUGGAAAAUACAACUUGUUCCUGUCCCCGAAACCGUGACGAUUUUUGCAGCUGCGAGAACAUUGGAACAGAACGGGGCAGAGCUUUUUCGACGCUGGCAAUCAGUGGCUCCGAAUUUCGACGAAAGAGAUCUUGACGUUCGAAGUGUAGUUGACACAUUACUAAGCAAUUCGAGUGCUCGCGAAGAUAAGAAAACAGUACGGUUCGUAUUUCAAUCCUUGUUUCUUGGUAAAAUUGAUAGACUGCUUCCGAUCAUGCAAAAGGAAUUUCCCGAAUUAGGCUUGGUUAGAGAAGAUUGCGUCGAGCUGAGUUGGAUUCGGUCUGCCCCAUUCUUCUCAAAUUUCACACUCGGAACGCCUCCAGAAAUCCUGCUGGACAGGAACGCGAUUCCACGGAGUGCUUACAAGGGAAAAUCAGGGUUCGUGAGGGUGCCGAUUUCUGCACAAGGCCUCACCGGCGUCUGGGACAGGAUGCUACGGCUUCCUGUUCAGACAGCAGUUCUGCAAUUUACGCCAUUUGGAGGGAAAAUGGAUGAAUAUACGGAGUCCUCACUUCCAUUUCCACAUCGUCCUGGUGUCUUGUACAUGUACAACCUUGGAAUCAAUCUCGACGAGGAUGCUACAGAACGCCUCAACUGGAUCGAUGAAUUGUUCAUCUACUAUGCACCUUAUGGUACGAAUAGUCCAAGGACUUCGUACGUGAAUUAUCUUGAUCUUGAUAUUGGACAAGGUAGUCGGACUUAUGCAGAAGCAAGCGUCUGGGGCAGAAAAUAUUUUGGUAACAAUUUCGACAGAUUGCUGAGAGUGAAGGCUGCUGUUGAUCCUGCAAAUUUCUUCAGGCAUGGCCAAAGUAUUCCUGUUUUUCGCAAAUGAUCAUUCAUAUGUGUAGUGUGUUUGUUUCCUUCAGCAUGUGGCAGAUUGAAAUCUACCUUCUGCACUAGCAUGAAUGAAUGCAUAAUAAAUCUUCCACCAACAAA
Molecule: messenger RNA, 1694 nt
Organism: Daucus carota subsp. sativus
Lineage: Eukaryota; Viridiplantae; Streptophyta; Magnoliopsida; Apiales; Apiaceae
Product: tetrahydroberberine oxidase
Exons: 1
Coding region: 1-1590 (529 amino acids)
Molecular function (GO): FAD binding; oxidoreductase activity
Source: RefSeq, a predicted model, not a curated record